CUUAUAUUUUGUCUAAGAUCACUAUCAAUUCAAUCACUUACAACAAGGUUUUAUUAUCUGUCAAACAAGAGGAUUCUAACCUAAAAGGGUAAAUACUGGUUCAAUCUUAACAGAUGACAUGACACUAAAAAGUAUUAAUAACCAUCAUGAAUUGAUAGCAGCACAGACACCUUCCUGGUUUCAUUUCACUUCCGGUGUUGUUCUUCUAACAACAACCCUUAUAUCUUUGAUUUCAAACGGGUCCGUUGUUUUUGCCUUAUUGAUAAAAAACAGGACGUUGCUGACUAGGAUUACGACCUAUAUUAUAACAAUAUGUUGUUUGAACUUAUUAAUGGCAGCUUUUGGCACACCAAUGGUGGUUAUGUCCUGUUUUAACAAAGUAUGGUUGUUUGGAGAAUUAGGCUGUACUUACUAUGCCUUUUUGAUGACAUUUGGUGGUUUGACCUCUAUGCUUCUUUUGACCUUGAUUUCUGUCGAUCGGUACAUAUAUGUUGUAAGGCACAAUUUAUCCAAACAUCUGUCAACCAUGACAGUCAUCAUAUCCAUAACUGUAUCCUGUCUCAUUACGCUAGGCUUGACCAUUAGUCCUUUUUUUGGAUGGAACCAGUAUACAUAUGAAGGAGUUGGUACCUCUUGCGCAAUAGAUCUUGUUGGAGAAAACAAUAACGGCCAAUCCUUCGUACUAACCAUCUGUGCUAUAUAUUUUGCUGUACCAGUAUUUUCGAUGUUAUUUGCAUACGGAUCAAUUUAUGCAAAGGUAUCGAGAGACUACAAGGCAAAAUUAGGAUAUAGUCGAAGAAAAGAUUCCGUGUCAAAAAGAAAAGAAUUCCGAAAGAAAUUGAGUAUUGAACAAGAACUUGCAGUUACGCUUACUAUUAUUAUUGGUUUCUUCUUGAUAUGCUACACACCAUACACGAUUGUACUUCUCUGGCAAGUAUUGAGUAAGAAUUCUGAAAUGGACCCAAUUGCCAUGGCAAUACCGGCCAUGAUUACUAAAAUUGCGGGAAUUUUUACACCAUUCGUCUACUUAAGCAAGAACAAAAUCUUCAGAGAACAUAUGUUGAAUGUAUAUCCCUGUUUCAAAUCGAGGAACAGAGUACAUCCUUGUGAAAAUAUUGAGCAACCAGCAGUAACAAACGUUAACACAAUAGACGAACGAGUUAGUGCGAAUCAUUUGGAAACAAAACAGGGCAACAGCUCCAAGCAGCGUGAUAAUAGAAAAUGUUCACUUAUCAAAAAGAAAACCACGAAAAUUGACGAAACUGGUACCCUUAUGAUAUCAGAUGUUCAUUCAACAGUUGCUGUAUACACUGUAGAUAAAUCUGAUAUUUAUGAUAAUCGAAGGGAACUUUCUUUUUCGCAGAAUAUUCGGAAACCCUCGGUGGAUAUUGCAGACACGUCUGAGACAGAGAAUGUUAUUGAAAAAUCUGAUGGUUCCAAAAAUGUUACCUUUGGUGACAUCUAAUUCGAUGGUGACCAACAUAAAUUU
This is a messenger RNA of Mytilus trossulus (common blue mussel), 1489 nucleotides long. RefSeq names its product rhodopsin-like. Lineage: Eukaryota; Metazoa; Mollusca; Bivalvia; Mytilida; Mytilidae. The transcript is spliced from 4 exons. Bases 119 to 1465 code for a protein of 448 amino acids. Gene Ontology annotation, biological process: cellular response to light stimulus; G protein-coupled receptor signaling pathway; phototransduction. Gene Ontology annotation, molecular function: G protein-coupled photoreceptor activity. The record is from RefSeq and is a predicted model, not a curated record. Gene Ontology annotation, cellular component: photoreceptor outer segment; plasma membrane.